GGGCGGGAAAAUACAGGCUGAGGCCUAGUGAGGAAGGAGCAGAAUAAAGGUGCAGCCGAGGCCUUGCUGUGAGGGCCAAUGGAUCACUUUAAAGCAGCAACAAGAACAACAACAGAGCAGCCGCCUCUAGUGCUCCGGCCUGGGCCUGUCUGACACCUACUCCUCUCCGGCUCUUCUUCCUACUUCUCUGUGUCCCACCAGCAGCACCAGCCUGUGAGGAAACCAUUGUGUCCCACUGACAUUACUACUACUAGUAGUACAGACACCAGGGACAGGCCUGACACUAACCCCUGCUCUGUAACUACAUGGUAAGGUUUUGUAACGACCGCUCAUUUUAGGAGGGUGGCUUGGACUCUCCAAAUUCUAGAAAUACUGGAAUUGAAACCUGUGUUUGAAACUGCCAUCCUCAUCGCACAUCCAUCGCCUUGCAGGGGGUCUGUAUUAUCUGGAAAUGUUGCGUCCAUCCAAUGUUCAACCUGACCCAAUGGGGCAGACCGCUAAUUCCUGCCAAAAAAUGUUGGACGGUCGCCCGCCAGAUGUUUCUGGCAUGGUCGUUGAUGACCCAUGCUUGUUGAAUAUUCCAACCUCAUUUUACCACAGUACAAACCAGGAGCUCGAUUUGUCUAACAAAACUUUCAAGAGAGAAGUUGGUGGUCCGUACUCUGUCAUGAUGGACAAUAAGAUUGGAAAACCACAUCUCCUUGAGACGGAUCAACAAAACUUCUUCCAGGACAGCAAACCAACCAAUGAAGUGCAUGCUGUGAAGGGUGAGAGAGAAAAUUCUGGGGAGUCAGAGGAGGAGGAUGAUGAGGAUGAUGAUGACGACGACGAUGAUGAUGAUGAUGAUGACGAAGAAGGAGAAGAUGAGGAUGAGGUUAAUUACAAAAGAGAACAGAUUAUUGUGGAGGUAAACCUCAACAACCAAACCUUGAAUGUCUCCAAAGGGGACAAAGGUGUACCCAAGGAUCCUUCACAAAUCAAGACAAGCAGUGAUGAUGAAGGGAGAGAUUCCGGAGAGGAUGAUCAGGACAGUCACGAGGAUGAAGAAAACAAUCCUCUGCCAUUGGAUGGUCAGACCAAUAUGCAGCAUGGCAACCAGGACCAAAAAACAGAGAACUCCGACAUGGUGGGUGGUGAUGGAACCAUACCUGCCAAUUCCACAAAGGAACAGGGUAAGGGCGGGGAGGCUCCAAAGAGAAAGAAAAAGCCUAAAUCACCCUCUGACAAAGCAAAAUCAGAGGAAAAAGAGACCCUGACCUGUGACAAAUGUCCCCGGGUCUUUAACACUCGUUGGUAUCUUGAGAAGCACAUGAACGUCACGCAUCGGCGCAUGCAGAUCUGUGACAAAUGUGGCAAGAAGUUUGUCCUGGAGAGUGAGUUGUCUCUUCAUCUACAGACAGACUGUGAGAAAAACAUACAGUGUAUCACAUGUAACAAGACCUUUAAGAAGCUCUGGUCUCUUCACGAGCACAUUAAAAUAGUCCACGGCUACGCGGAAAAGAAGUUCUCCUGUGAAAUCUGCGAGAAGAAAUUCUACACAAUGGCCCAUGUCCGUAAGCACCUGGUCGCCCACACAAAAGACAUGCCAUUCACGUGUGAGACUUGUGGCAAAUCGUUUAAGAGAAGCAUGUCCCUGAAAGUCCAUUCCCUGCAGCAUUCGGGAGAAAAGCCUUUCAGAUGUGAGAACUGUGAUGAACGGUUCCAGUACAAGUACCAGCUGCGGUCUCACAUGAGUAUCCACAUCGGACAUAAGCAGUUCAUGUGCCAGUGGUGCGGCAAGGACUUUAACAUGAAGCAGUACUUUGAUGAGCACAUGAAAACACACACUGGAGAGAAACCCUUUAUCUGUGAAAUCUGUGGGAAGAGCUUCACCAGCCGCCCCAACAUGAAGCGCCACCGCCGGACCCACACGGGCGAGAAGCCGUACCCUUGCGACGUUUGUGGCAUGCGCUUCCGUUUCUCCAACAUGUUGAAGGCGCACAAAGAAAAGUGCUUCCGAGUCACCAGCCCAGUCGGUGUCCCUCCAGCCUUGCAGAUUACACUCAACAACCCCACACUUUCCAACCCAUCACAGGGUAUCCCAAAUCUUCCAAAUGCCCAUAUACCACCCCCCAGCCCCACACCACCUCUGAACCUAAACGCUCUAAAUCCCCUUCCUCCGCGUCCAAUCCCACACCCAUUCUCCCAUCUGCAUUUACACCCACACUCCCACACACAUCACCUUGCAGUACCCCCUGUUCCUCACCUACCACCACCCCCAGCCCUCUUCAAGAGUGAAGCAUUGAAUCACCGGGGACAGAAUGACGACAGUUUCCUACGACAUCUGGCAGAGAAGACUAGUGCAGGCCAACACCAUUAACACCAGUGCCAGAUGUAGAAGUGUCACCCUUAUGUGUGGGAUUGCCCCACUCAGGAUUAUGUUGAGGAACACUUUCCUCUGAUGAGGCUACAACAAUACAACAAACCCUUGUCAUUUGCAGAAAGUGGUAAACAUCUAAAAGGGUGAUUGCAAACCUUCAUUUGAAAGCCAACAUAGCCCAGAGCAAUGCUGCACCAGUGGGGUGGCAUAAACAAGAGUACAACAUAAGCAUUAUUUUAACCUAUAACAGGUCACCCCAAUGUGGCACAGAGUCCGGUCCUGCUGGUGGUGUGGCUAAGUGUGGAGGAGACUAACCAGACCCUUCCGGGGUUAUUAACAUGGUUGAAAACGAGUUAAGAAUUUACUUCACAGCGUUGGGGUAUCUGUUCCCAGCUAGCUCGCUAUAGAAUGACUUUUUGGAAGGAGAAGACGACAUGUUGGGGUCCAUCCCGCUGUAUACUAAUCUCUCUGUUAAAGCAUUAAAAUACAUUUUUUUUUUUGGAUCUUCUCCCUUCAUAUUUACAGUCCCACGGAGUGUAAAAAAAAAAUAGUGGUGUCAAGCCUCUGAUGGAAGGGCGGCUCCUGUAAUCUUAUUUUACUACCGAAAUUAUUUUAGAGGAUUUUUUUGUAUAGACAGAAUCUAGUCUGAUGUAUUUCAACAAAAGCUGUGUCAUUUUUUCCUCUUCCUGUGUAGCUUUACCCUUUUGUCAAACUCAGCUGUUUUGUUUUUGUUUGGUUUUUUUUUAUAUUAUUUGAAAUAAUCAUCCACGUGGAUGUUCAGAGAUUCCCAUUUUUUCUGGCAUUCAAUGACAUAUGUUGCUCUUUUGAUUUGUAAACAUGGUAUGCAUUUAGGGACCCCCUCCUCCCCCCAAAAAAAACUUUAAAAGUGCAUUCCCCGUAUGUAGUAGUGUAAUCAUCAUGUUCAUUUCCCCCCCCCCCACAUUGCAAUACCAAUCACCCCACUUUUAUACUGUAGCCUUAAAUCUGCGAUCAGUGUCUUAUGAUCACAUGGGAUUGCACCUUUAAAGCUUGUCCCGUUUUAGUCACUCAAGGCAACCAUUGUUUAAAUAAAGUCCUUCCUUUUCCACUUUUCUCAGUGACAAGUGUGUGGCACAAAAGGGUCGGCGCCAAGAGAGUAAAGGAAAAGCAAUGUUUCCAAACAAGGUGUUCUUUUGUGACCAGUAGCGUCUCUCUAAUCCGAGCCAUAUUAAAAAAGAAAAAGCC
Molecule: messenger RNA, 3583 nt
Organism: Xenopus laevis (African clawed frog)
Lineage: Eukaryota; Metazoa; Chordata; Amphibia; Anura; Pipidae
Gene: znf652.S
Product: zinc finger protein 652 S homeolog
Exons: 6
Coding region: 452-2359 (635 amino acids)
Biological process (GO): regulation of transcription by RNA polymerase II
Cellular component (GO): nucleus
Molecular function (GO): RNA polymerase II cis-regulatory region sequence-specific DNA binding; DNA-binding transcription factor activity
Source: RefSeq, a predicted model, not a curated record